AUCAAUCUGCCAGCUUCCGUGUUCCGUCCCCUGUUUCUGGCUCCCAUUCUUAUAAAUCUAUCCUCUCUCUCCCUCUCUCUAUUACCAACAAACAACCCGAAAGGUCUUUCAGAAAGGGAAAUCAAACGUAACAUUUCUGUGAUGUCUACUGUUGGAAAUUCAACAAACAUAUUUUGGCAAGAAUGUCCAGUUGGGAAGAUUGAAAGGCAAAAGCUACUUAAUCAGAAGGGCUGUGUUGUAUGGAUUACUGGUCUCAGUGGAUCAGGGAAAAGCACACUGGCAUGUUCAGUUAACAGAGAACUGUAUUCUAGGGGGAAGCUGUCUUAUGUCCUUGAUGGAGACAACCUUCGACAUGGACUAAACAAAGAUCUUAGUUUUAAAGCAGAAGAUCGGACUGAGAAUAUACGUAGGGUUGGAGAAGUAGCGAAACUGUUUGCAGAUGCCGGUUUAAUCUGCAUUGCCAGUCUGAUAUCUCCUUAUAAGAAAGACCGGGAUGCUUGCCGUGCAAUGUUGUCAGAUCCAAACUUUAUUGAGGUUUACAUGAACAUGCCUCUGGAACUGUGCGAAGCAAGAGAUGUUAAAGGCCUUUACAAACUUGCACGGGCUGGCAAGAUCAAAGGUUUUACUGGGAUAGACGAUCCUUAUGAACCACCGUUGAAUUGUGAGAUAGAAAUAAAACAGAAGGAUGGAGUUUGCCCACCGCCAGGUGCCAUGGCAGGACAAGUAGUUACUUAUUUAGAGGAGAAAGGAUAUCUGCAUGAUCAGUGAUCAACACCCUGCAUUUUUUUGAUAUCUAUAUGAAGAUCUUAUAUAACCUGCGACAUCAAAAGUGUCUUUGCUUUACCACCUGCGAACAAGAGGAGGUUAGUAUGUUCCAAGUGCAAACCAUGUCAUUUUAAUAGUUUCCAAUAUAGGGAAUAUAUUUUUUGCGAAUAAUUUAGGAUUUUCAAGCAACAGGAUAUAGGGUUCAUGGAACGCACGCUGUUGAAUCAGCAAGACCUUUUGUUUGAUCUAUUUAAGCUUCUUAUAUUAAUUCCUUAUUAUCAGCAAUAUAUACAGUUGUAUCCGGAUCUCACAGUCUAUGAAUAUCAGUUCAUUUAUAAAUCAA
Messenger RNA from Pistacia vera, 1108 nucleotides. RefSeq names its product adenylyl-sulfate kinase 3-like. The record is from RefSeq and is a predicted model, not a curated record. Gene Ontology annotation, molecular function: adenylylsulfate kinase activity; ATP binding. Bases 142 to 768 code for a protein of 208 amino acids. Gene Ontology annotation, biological process: sulfate assimilation. Lineage: Eukaryota; Viridiplantae; Streptophyta; Magnoliopsida; Sapindales; Anacardiaceae. The transcript is spliced from 7 exons.